AUGGCUAAGAAAGAGAAGAAUGUGGCAUGUGAGAGUGAGAGUGAAAGUGUGAGUGAGAGUGAAGAUGAAAGUGAUGAUGAUGAGAUCGAUCAACAUCUUGCACGCCUAAGCAAGAAAGACAAGUUGAUGGUGCUCAAGGUCAUAGAGAAAAUUGAAGAUGAAGAAGAAAAACUCCAUGAGCAAGAUGAGUUUGUCAUCAAAAAGAUCAAAUGGUUGGAGAAGUUGACCAAAGAGCAUGAAAAGCUUAAGUGCUCUCAUGCUAAAGAUGAGAAUGAUAUGCUCAAGGACAAAGUGGAGAGUCUCACUAGCAAGAAUGAGACUUUGCAAGAAAGUCAUGCAAGUCAACCUUCCAUUGAGCAUGUACUUGUAGAAACUUGUGAUGACUCCAUUACAAUAGAAAAUGAAGAGCUCAAGGAAGAGGUUGAGAGGCUAAGAAGGGAUUUGAUUCAAUGGGAAGGCAAGUGCAAUGCUCAACCUUCUCAAGAUAACCGUGAAGACAUGAUGAAGAAGCUUGAGAAGGGAUCAACUAAUGCAUGCAUCAAGCUCCAUCUAGAAGGCCACAAGUCAAACAAUGGCAAAGUCAAGGGACAAGCUAGAAAUGUGCAGUCUGUCCAAAAUGCAGCAGUUGUGCUCAAGGCUGUGAGGGUUCAUGAAUGUGGCAGUGCCGCAUCCCAGUGUGAUGGUGCUACACCUAGACAAAACAGGAAAGUCCCCAAGGUCACAAAGGUGCACUUUCAACCAAAGAAGACUCUCAUCACUUGCUUCAAGUGCAAGAAAGAGGGUCACCAUGUCAGAGAUUGCACUCUGAAGAAAGAAGAGAAGGGCAUGAGCAAGAUCCAAGAGAAGAACAAAAUGACUCAUGUCAAGUGCUCCAACAUGGGACACAAUGCCUCUAUGUGUUCCAGCAAGGCUAAUGACCAAGCAACACUUCCAAACAUGAAGAUAAGAAGAAGCAAGAGGAAGUGUUAUGGAUGUAAUAAGAAGGGUCAUGAAAUUGCAUCAUGCCCCUACAUGAGGGAUGAAGUCUUGGCAUCAUCAAGUAAGAGGCUUGUCAACAAGUUUACAUGA
Messenger RNA from Sorghum bicolor (sorghum), 1068 nucleotides. RefSeq names its product axoneme-associated protein mst101(2). The transcript is spliced from 4 exons. The coding region runs from base 1 to 1068 and encodes 355 amino acids. The record is from RefSeq and is a predicted model, not a curated record. Gene Ontology annotation, molecular function: zinc ion binding; nucleic acid binding. NCBI's taxonomy places the organism in Eukaryota, Viridiplantae, Streptophyta, Magnoliopsida, Poales, Poaceae.